Parasteatoda tepidariorum (common house spider) is the source of this 6864-nucleotide messenger RNA. RefSeq names its product cyclic AMP-dependent transcription factor ATF-7. NCBI's taxonomy places the organism in Eukaryota, Metazoa, Arthropoda, Arachnida, Araneae, Theridiidae. Gene Ontology annotation, molecular function: DNA-binding transcription factor activity. The record is from RefSeq and is a predicted model, not a curated record. Gene Ontology annotation, biological process: regulation of DNA-templated transcription.
AAUUUCUAAUUUAUUUUUAUUUCAAGAUUAAAUGAGUCUUUUUUAUGCCAAAAAUAUAUCUAACAUUCUUAGCUUUUUGGAACAUUGCAUCAGUGUUAAACAUGCUAGUCGAUUUGAUGCGUUAAACAGUUUGACAACAAUUACGCAAUAGCAACUCUGUUUACUAUAAUCUUCCUUGAAGGAUGGAGGUAAUAAAAAAGCCUUUCGAGUGUCCAAAUGAAGAUUGUUCGAUGAGUUUUACAAAUGAAGAUCAUUUGUCGGUUCACAAGAAAAAGCACAUUCUAUCUUUAUCACUCACACCUACGACUCCUUAUAAGACUUUAUAUGGUAAGUCGUAUACAUUAUAUGAUCAAACUCCAACACCUACCAGAUUCUUGAAUGCAUUAGAUUCAGCUGAAUUAUUCCAAGAUUUCCAUGCUGAGAAUCCAUUUGAUGCUACUUUUCGAAGAGCAAAUUCCACUGGUUCUGGCACACCUAAUUUCAAUAUCCCUGAGUCCUCAUCAUUGAUUGCAAGCCUGCCUGAUACUUCUGAAGUUCUAAACACUCCAUCAAUCACAUUACCUUCAGAACCUGCAACACCCAUUAUUUUAAAGUCAGAAUUUUUAAGGAGGCAAAAAUCGAAGGAUGUCAUUCACACUGAAAACGCAGAUUCCUUACCUUUCUCUCCAAAUGACCAACAGAGCUUAGACCAAACGUCAAAUGAAGACGCUUCUGCUGCGAUCGUAGAAAGUACUUCAAUUGUUGCAACAGAAUUAAAUACAAUUUGUGAGGACAUUCCUGUUGUUCACAAAGUUGUUGCUACCAAGUCAAGUGUGGUACAAACUCCUGUGAUCACAUCUGUUGGGAACAAUACUGCCUCAAAAUCAAGUGCCACAUGUGUUCCAACUGCUGUUGUCACCAGACAAGUGACAAAUGUUGUACCUGCUCCUACGCAAGUGUCUGUAGUAACUGAAAAACCCAGCGAAGUGAAAGUGGUUCAACAACCUCAAGCUGCUGUGGUGCAAUCUGUCUGUGUUACACCUAUGUUGCAGUUGAUGAUUAGGCUUCCUGAUGGCCAAACCAUGCCUGUUCAGUUUCCUGUCAUGUCUGCAGCUCCCACCGUUGCUACAGUAACACAGUCUGUUCAACCAUCUCAGUCUGUUCAACCAUCUCAGUCUGUUCAACAGCCUCAAACUGUUCAACAACUGAAGCCUGUCCAACCAGUUCAAUCUUCUGCUGCAGAAUCUUCAGAUUCUGAAAUUCCAGCUGCUAAUAUCUUAACAAAAAUGAGAUUGAAAGACAUGCUAAAAUUGAACAAGAAAUCUCUACCGAUUGCAAGGAAGAGUCCUCCAAGCAUUGUUAAAACAAAACUUACAGCAAUGACAGCCAGUGAACUUAUAAAUGAAUAUGGUCUUUCUCCUCCUCCCUCACCCGUGGGUACACAAAAAUCUGGACACACAGGAAGAAAGCGUCGAGAUACAAUUGAUGAUGUAGAUGAAAAACGUAAAAGAUCUCUUGAACGAAACAGAGCUGCUGCAACUAGAUGCAGAGAAAAGAGAAAACAAUGGAUAACAGCUUUAGAAAGGAAAGCAGAAGAACUUUCAGCUACAAAUACAAAUUUACAACACGAAGUUGCCUCACUAAGGAAAGAGGUUUCAGAUUUGAAGACACUUUUACUGUUACACAAAGAUUGUCCUGUUACUCAGCAGCAGAAAGCUACAAAUUUUGAUGUUGAUCAGGAAACGUAUGCUUCUAUUCAGUAUGUGACAUCUGAGGAAUAUCAGUGUGUGCCAAAUAGUUCAAAUGUUUCCCCAAUAGAACAUGCAGAGUACAUGGAAGUUGAAGCUAACUCAGUGCAAAGCAGCAGUGACUUGUCCCUCACAUCGGAUGGCAGUGAGGUCUCUUUUAAAGAGCGGUAGCAUUUGACCUUCAACAUGACCUUCACAGUUCAUUGAGUUUUUAACUUUCUUCCCUAGUUGUGCAACAAAAUAUUUUGAUAUAAUUUUAUUACCUCUGAAGUUUAAAUUUUUUUUUUUACUUGAUUUUUUUAAAUAGUAUUUUGUCAUGCAGUAACAAAGAACAUAAACUGUUUUUUUUUUAAGGUGCAUGGCAGAAUAAUCUGAACAAGAUGUUAUUGGGUUACUUAUGUAUUUUUUCGUAUUUGAAUUUGCUGUUCAAUGAUACGCUGUUUGUAAAGAAGCAGUCCGAAACUGUCUAACAAAUAAUAUUUUUUAACAAUUUAUUCAUUUACAGAUUUCAUAAUUACCCUUGAAUUAAGUUCCUUAAAAGUGUUAGUUUAAGAAAGUACACCUAGGUUUUAAGACACUUUUUCUGUUUUAGUAUUUGGCUUCAUAAAGUAUGAGUCUUCUGUUGAUAUGCCACAUCCAACUCCUGGCAAUUUAAUGCAAGUGUAUUAGGUUAUUUGUUUUUUAUUUUCAUCUUUUUAGAAUAUGUGUCCUUGUAACUGUCAACUCUUCAAGGAGGCUAUAGUUUAUAUUUAAACCGAUAGCAAGAUUUCUGCUUGCAAUACAUUUGGUUUAUCAUUAUAUUGACUUCCACUUAAUGCAAAUGAAUUGUUAUAUAUUGUAUCAUAAUGACUUGAAAUAUGACUGAUAGAUACGUCUGUUCAAACACUCGUGAUUUAUUACUAUUUAUCCCUCCUUAUUAGUGCCUACACUCUAUGGGCCCUUUUUAGAUAUUUUUUGUAAAAAUGCAUCAAGUAGCUGUAUGAAUUAUUUUUUAACCUACUUUGUGUUUCCAUUGAAUCAAUAGCUGAUAAUAUUUUUUUUGUUUGUUUUUAAAUCCGACUCCAGAAAAGUGUGCUACGUGUUUUUAAAUUUUUAUUAAUUUUAAUUCCUCUGCAUUUUAUGUUUAAUGAUUUUUUAAAAUCCAACUCAAAAGGAGCUGGAGAUUGUUGUUCUGAAUUUGACUAAAUAUUUUAACGCCUUUCAGUUGAAUGUCUUUUAAAAAAAAGAUAGUGAACUACAAAUUGUAAUUUGCAGACUUUUAAUUAAUUUAGCCAAUUUUUUUUAUAAGGCUCAACGUGACUUAACUGUAACAAAGUAGCAUAUCACAUAAGUCUUCGAAUUAUUUAGAAGUAGUGGUGAGUAAAAAACCUAAAAAUCGAAUUUACUAAACCAAGAGCCAUUCCAAGAGUUUAAUUUUCACGGUUUCAACUAAGUGGGUUUCAUAUUUUUGAAGCAAAUAAAGUUUUACUAACAGUCAUACUUUUUUUUGGACAGUUUCAAAAGAUAAUUUUCAAGAAAUGUGUGAAAAAUUUCGUGUAGAAUCCUAAUUACGUGAUCGUGCUAAUACAAAUAGAAUUUUUGACAUUACAAAUCAUUUUUUUUUAAAAGGUUUUACAUUAAAAAUAAAUUCUUGUUUAUGUAAGGUUCACUAUAAAUGUGUUUGGCUAUACUUCAUUAUUUUCAUUUCAAAUAAAUGAUAAGUCUCAAGUUUUUGUAAAUCAUGUUCUUAUACUUUUCAUGGUUAAAAAACAGGGUUGGGGUUUUGGACGUCCUAAACUGGUUUUGGACAUGACACGUGGGUUUUACUGUUUUUAAACUGCCCUAAACGGACUGAAACUGUCUUAAAGUGUCCUAAACCUUGGACAUUGGCAAAAGGUACAAAAUUCUAUUUGUGUAACCACUGUAUGUAUAAUAAUUACAUAUAUUAAUACAUAUUUGAUACUUUUCAUACAAUUUGUUUUAACUUUUGAAGCACCAUAAUUCAUUGAACAACGAAAGUGAAUACCUUUAAAUAUGAAUAAAUAUGCUUUUAAUACUAAUAAAUUAAGUUUUUGCGUAAGGAUAAAUAAAUGCAAUAUUAAAAAGGAUGAUAAGCUUUUUUAAUAAAACAAAAAACUUGUCUGUUUCUUGUUCAAAAAUUAACCUUUUAUAUUUCACAAUAUUUUUUUACAAUUAUGACAUAAUAUGAAUAAAAUGGUUUCAGAUAGUUUAAGACAGUUUUAGACAAAAAGGGGUUUUGGACAGGACUGUUUUGAACCGUGAAUUAAUUCUUUCUGUCCUAAACCAUGCCAACUCUGUUAAAAGAUAUUAUUAGAAAUAGGGACUUAUAGAUUGUUUUACUUAAUGUCCAUAAGGCAAUAUUUUAUAUCACAAUCAAGUUGUACUUAAACUGCAACUGUAAAAAAUGUUAAAUUUUGGCCGCAUGUUUAUAAUAUGUAUAAGAAAUCGCUUGUAGUGUUGUUGCUUUUAGCUUGAAAUGUUCAUACGAUGAACUUUUUUUUAAUUUUAAUCAAUCAUAUUCUUCUCAUUUUGUACAUUGAUCUUCAUUAGUAGCAUUCAUUAAAACACUUAGGAAGUUUUUAAAACACUUUUCAAGUUUUGGCAGCAGCUAAAAUAAAAACCUGUACAUGAUUGUAAAUAUUGUUGUUCUGUAAAUUUCACUUUGUUUACUAUUAUUUGAUAUUUAUGUAAUUGUGUCAGAUUGCUGUAUGCAUUUUCAUAUUUUCUAAUUAUUCAUGUUGCUUUUUUUCUUGUCUUUUUUUAGAAACUAUGAUAAUAUAGAUUUUUAAAUGUUUUAAAUUUGCUAUAAUCUUUAUCAUUAAAUACUGAAGUAAUAUUUAUUGACAUAGUAAGCAACAUUUUAUUCAAGUGAAAACGAGAAUGAAUUUAUAAUGUUUCAUUUUGUUUUAACUUAUUUUUUGAUACACAAGAAAUGUAAAUAAUAGGGUCAUGUGAUGUAUAAACUUGAUUAAAAGCUGUACAUUUUUGAUAAAUAUUGGAAUAAAUGUCAGCAAAAUUAUAAUAUAGAUUUUUAAAUGUUUUAAAUUUACUAUAAUCUUUAUCAUUAAAGACUGAAGUAAUAUUUAUUUACAUAAUAAGUAACAUUUUAUUCAAGUAAAAACAAGUGGAAAAUUUCAUUUUGAAUUUUUAAUGUUACAUUUUGUUUUGACUUAUUCUUCGAUAUGCAAGAAAUGUAAAUGAUAGUGUCAUGUGACAUAUAAACUAAAUUAAAAACUGUACAUUUUUGAUGAAUAUUAAAAUGCAAAAUUAGGUAAAGUGGUUAUAAUGUUCGACAUAAUUUAUUUUCAAGUUGGAUUUGACUUAUAUAUUAAUUUGUGAUAGUUAGAUAUCGUAUUUAACUAAAGAUACAUACAAAAAAUAACUUAUAAAAAACUCGCAGAAUUGAAAAAAAUUUUAAUAUUGGACAAUCUUUUUUUUAACUCAAAUGUUUUUGUUCAAGUUAUAUUUAAAUUACACAGUUUCUAAAUUUAAAAAAAGUUUAUUCUCAAAGCAGAAUUAAACUUGAAUAUUGUAUUCAGAUCUAAUUCAGCCUCUGAUGAAAGAAAUUCACCCUUUUCAAAGAAUUAACAAAUAUCUUGAGACAGUAGAAACUUGAUCGAUCGUUUCUCGAGUGAAAAUUUAUUAUGAAUCGUGGAUAUGGGAAAACGACGAAUGGGGGUCAAUAGAUAAUAAUUAAUUAUAUAUAUUAACAAUUAAUGAUUUGAAAAUUAAUAAAGAAAUAAUGAAUAGACUUGAGAAUGUAUAAAUUUACAAUAAGUGUGAAAAAUUUUCAUGGAGAAAACUAUUUACUUACUGCAAAUUAUUUUUAAUGCAAAAGAAAGACUAAUGCAUUUAUUUAUUUAAACUAUGUAGAAAUUUUAAUUUGAACACACUCUUUUCUUCUUAAUGCAAACUAUAAAUUUUCGGCAUUUGUAACAGAUAUAAAAAAAAAAUCAUUGUGAAUUAGAAAAUUUCUUGUGAAAGUGCAAAAUAUGUUGAUUUCAAAUCUUUGCACUGGUUGUGGUUCCCUUUCACGCCUUCAUUUGUAUCAUUUGCAACCCAUCAGUUUCUACAACCAUUUUGGCAAUCAACAUCACACCACAUGUUUCAUAAUUUUUAUUUACUGAUGCAAAAAUAUGAAAUCUGAUGCUUGCAGUAUUUUUUUCACAAUUUCUUCUUUUUAACAAUCUAUUCACAUUUUCUUCAACAUUAGCAUCAUGAGUUACUCUUUCUUUUCUAAGCCAAAUAAUUAUUUUUAUAAAUUUUCUCCCCUUCAAAUUCCAGUUAAAUUUGUGAUUGAUAGAUCCGAAAAAAAGUUUCUAAAUUCUAUAUCUAUCUAAACUGGUAUUUGCAGUCUAGAAACCGUUAAAUACAUUGACGAGACCGUUAAAAUGAGGGAAAACAAAAAAUUCAGGAACGAUGGAUCGAGGUUUGACUGUAAUUUUUUAAAUUAAUUUCGUUUUUUAUAAAAGAUGUAAUAACUAUUUCUGGAACCAGUUAAGAAUGUAAGAGAAACUACAAGCUAUUUAACUUUUGUUUUUAAAAAUUAUAUGAUGUAUUAAGGAGUCAAUUAUUCAGUAAGAAUUAUAUUUAUCUAUCAACCAAAGCUGCUCUAAAAAUUUUUAACACAGAAAAAUAUUCUUUUAUAAUAAAAUAACACAAAUUUCUUGUCUAUUUUUGUUAUUAUGACCACUUUACCCACCUCUCAUUGUUUAAGAAUUCAUAAAACAUUCUUAAAAUAAAAUAACAAAAUGGUGAUUUAUCAAAAAGAAAAAAGUUUUGAAAUUGUGUGCGAUGCGUUCUUUUUAGAACACAUUCGGUUCAAUUUAAAUUCUUAUUACAUUUUUGAAGGUAAUGUAAAAUUUAACAAUUUCAUAUAGUAGUUACAAGUCUAGUAAAAGUGUAAAAAGGGUGUAUUACAACCUAAUUAUGCAAAUCUGUCCAAAACACAUUGAAAAACAUAUUGAAAAUGUGAUAAAUAUUAUAAAAAUAUGAUGAAAUUUUUCCUAAGCCAAUGUAAAAGUAUAAGUGUUUCAAAUUUUUUAAACUUGUCAUUACAAAUCUAUUAAAAUGUUACAUGAACAACUGAUUUGUAAGAAAACAAAUAUCAGUAGAUCUAAAUAAAUGUACAUACGUA